Brassica napus (rape) is the source of this 849-nucleotide messenger RNA. Its product is annotated as protein GLUTAMINE DUMPER 2. Gene Ontology annotation, biological process: regulation of amino acid export. The record is from RefSeq and is a predicted model, not a curated record. The coding region runs from base 127 to 543 and encodes 138 amino acids. NCBI's taxonomy places the organism in Eukaryota, Viridiplantae, Streptophyta, Magnoliopsida, Brassicales, Brassicaceae. The transcript has a single exon.
GCGUUAAACAAUAAUUCCCUUUACUCUCUUCUAUAAAUGCCCCUCACAACACAAUCCCUUCUCCCACCACUUUGUUAAUUAAAUAAAAGAAAAAAAAACAUUUCAAUUAUUCACUUUGAGAAACACAUGCAGACAAUGGAAGGAAGACAAUAUUACAAAAAUCAUGAAGGAAACAAUCAUAGCUCUUCCAUGGUGGUGCCUCACUCGGCGUGGCACUCUCCGGUUCCUUAUCUCUUCGGUGGUUUGGCCGCCAUGUUUGCUCUCAUCGCCUUCGCUCUUCUCAUACUCGCUUGUUCUUACUGGCGACUCUCUGGUUCGGCUGAGAGAGAUCUCGAGGACGGAGAGGAUGGCAAAUCCGACGGCGACACUCACAAGGAAAGGACUACGGCGAUGCCGGAGAAGUUUCUCGUCAUCAUGGCCGGCGAUGUCAAACCAACUUACUUGGCUACGCCGGCGAAUAGGUCUGACUACAGUUGUACUUGCGGCGAUCAUAAGGAAGAAGUGGCUAGUGAUCAGGUGGUGCGGCAGAACACUGGAACUUGAAAAACAGAACAAUCAUUAUGGACUCUGAACUGUUAACGGGUCCGGCCGGGUCAUAGUUAUGCUGACCUUAGAGGAGCGGAUUGGAUAAAAUUGGGUUUUAUAACUUUUAUUUUAUUAUUUUUGUCUGCUUAAACGAUGUUUAUGCAUCGUUAGUAUGGUUUUGGUUUUUUUUUUUAACUUAUUCUCCACUAUUUUCCCGUUUAUGGGUCAAGAAGGAGAACUUGAAUAGAUGAUUAGUAACUACUAUGAUGCUUAAGUACCUUAUGAGCUGCUUAACUACAUAUAUCGUUGUGAUUCAUGUCGGAU